UUUUCAUCACUGUGACACUGAUUUGACAGGGAAAUUUGUAGAAAUUUCCGGAAUCUUUUUCCAUUUGUUGAUUUAUUCUCAUCUUUCUUUAAAUAGCAGUGGACUCGCCACUUCCACACAAACAGAAAUCAUAACCAACUCUCUAACUGAAGUAACUAACUCAAGCCGAACUUCACUAUCUUCAUGGUUAGUAGUACAUCAUCUGCUACUUCGUCAUCUCCUUCUUCUUCAUCGUCGACUAUAUCGCCGUUACCGAUGGAGGGGUUGCACGACAUAGGUCCACCGCCUUUCCUAACUAAAACCUACGAAAUGGUUGAAGACCCUGGAACAGAUUCAAUUGUUUCCUGGAGUGUAACUCGUAAUAGCUUCAUUGUUUGGGAUUCACAUAAACUUGCAUCCAGUCUUCUGCCUAGGUACUUCAAGCAUGGUAAUUUUUCGAGCUUUGUUCGUCAGCUCAACACUUAUGGAUUCAAGAAGGUUGAUCCGGAUCGCUGGGAAUUUGCGAACGAAGGGUUUUUGGGAGGGCAAAAGCAUUUGUUGAAGUAUAUCAAGAGGAGGAGAAAUAUAGCUCAAAACAUGCAACAACAAGGACUAAGUGCUUGUGUUGAGUUAGGAAAAUUUGGAUUGGAAGACGAAAUUGAUAGGCUUAAACGAGAUCGCAGUGUGUUAAUGUCCCAAGUUGUGAGAUUGCGGCAGCAGCAACAGGAUUCUGAGGGUGAAAUUGUAGUCAUUGAAAAAAGAUUGCAAGUAAUUGAAAGCAAGCAGAGAAAUUUGAUGGGUUUCCUUGCGAAAGCGCUAAAGAACUCUGAUUUUGUACAUCAAUUAAUCAGCCGGAAUGAGCAGAACAAAGAAUUGGGUCAUGGAAUUGGAACUGGAAAAAGAAGAAGAUUGCUUGCUAGUACCAGUGCGGAAGUCUUGCACCUGGAAGGGAUUUUGGAGGAUAUCCAGGUUGAGGAUUAUCUGGAUCAUGCUGUAAAAGAAGAGACUGUGAUUGAGUCAGACGUGGAGACAUUAUACGCCACUGCUAAUACUGAACUAAAUAAUCUUAUUCAAGAGAGUGAUUCCGGUUUGGGUUCUUUUAGUGACUUCAUAUGGGAGAAGUCACUGGUCGAAGAUAUGGUUUCAGGUUAUGAAGAGGCGGAAAUGAAAGUUGGCGAUCAAUUUGAUUGUUUAGGUGAUGUUCAAUUGGAAGACUUAGUUGCUGAUCCGUCAGAAUGGGGUGAUGAACUCGCGCAGGAGUUAGUUGAUCACAUGGAGUUUCCUGAAUCAAAACCAUGAACAAAAAUUCUACAAUUACACUUUGUGUGCAGCAUAUCCAGCAAAAGAACUUGUUUUUAGUGUGCAAAUGAUUAUUUACUUAUUUGUAGCUCUACCGAGUUAAAGUCUUUCUAAUUUCUUAUGAUUUCAUUAAUUUAUGAAGAUUUUAAUUUUUUUUUAAACAUGUUUCUGUAGGGUUCGAUGAAGAUGGAAAUUGGAUUCUACUCGAUGAUCGUUACUAGAAGAGCAAUUUACCAUAAGCUAUUGCAGAUGCUACUAUCUGUCUACUCAAUGAUCACUACUGUAAGAGCAAGAUAUACCAUGUUGCUGCAACUGCUGCUAUCUUUCCAUGAAAUAUAUUCUCAACAUUUUUCCAAAAUUUAGGCUACUACUUAGCAUAUUAUAGAUAGAAAUUUAGCUGCUAGUCUGCUACAUAAUGAAAUGUAAUCUGUGCAUUUUAAAACACGAAAGAAGAAUACUGAAAAAAAUUCAUUCAUUCAAUUAUUCGAUGUUA
Molecule: messenger RNA, 1771 nt
Organism: Papaver somniferum (opium poppy)
Lineage: Eukaryota; Viridiplantae; Streptophyta; Magnoliopsida; Ranunculales; Papaveraceae
Product: heat shock factor protein HSF30-like
Exons: 2
Coding region: 184-1278 (364 amino acids)
Biological process (GO): regulation of transcription by RNA polymerase II
Cellular component (GO): nucleus
Molecular function (GO): DNA-binding transcription factor activity; RNA polymerase II cis-regulatory region sequence-specific DNA binding
Source: RefSeq, a predicted model, not a curated record